Molecule: messenger RNA, 981 nt
Organism: Micromonas pusilla CCMP1545
Lineage: Eukaryota; Viridiplantae; Chlorophyta; Mamiellophyceae; Mamiellales; Mamiellaceae
Exons: 2
Coding region: 1-981 (326 amino acids)
Molecular function (GO): GTPase activity
Source: RefSeq, a predicted model, not a curated record
AUGCCGUCCGUCUGCCUCGUCAUCGGCAUGGCCGGGUGCGGGAAGACGUCGCUCAUGCAGCGCGUGAAUGCCUACCUGCAUUCGCGCGAGGCGCCGCCGUACGUCAUCAAUCUAGACCCCGCGGUGACUAACCUCCCGUACGACGCCAACGUGGACAUCCGCGACACGGUGAACUACAAGGCGGUGAUGAAAGAGUAUAACCUCGGGCCGAACGGCGCGAUCUUGACCGCGGCGAACCUGUUCGCGACGCGGUUCGACCAGGUCGUGAACCUGUGCGAGCGGAGGGCGAAAGAGAUCGAUCAUAUUUUCGUGGACACGCCCGGGCAGAUCGAGAUCUUCACGUGGAGCGCGAGCGGCGCCAUCGUCUCCGAGACGUUUGCGUCGGCGUUCCCCACGUGCAUCCUCUACGUGAUGGACACCGUGCGGUCGCAGGACCCGCAGUGCUUCAUGUCCAACAUGUUACAGGCGGUCAGCAUCCUGUACAAAUUCAGGCUGCCGAUGGUGCUGGUGUUCAACAAGAUCGACGUCGUGCGGCACGAGACGCAGGCGGAGUGGAUGACGGAUUUCGAAAAGUUUCACGCGGUGCUCGACGAGAACCCGACCUUCGCGUCAGAUCUCUCGCGGUCCAUGUCGCUCGUGCUCGACGAGUUCUACAAACACCUGCGCGUCGCGGGCGUGAGCGCGAUGACCGGGGAGGGCAUGGAGGGUCUGUUCGAGCAGAUCGAGCGGUCGCGGAAGGAGUACCUCGCGGAGUACCUCCCCGAGCUGAACGCGAAGAAGGAGGAGAACAGGGUCAGGGAGGAGACGCGACGCGCGGAGGCGUUGGAGAAGUUGCGGCGAGACGCGGAGGACGGCGGAGGCGGCGGCGGGGGGGGGCGAGGGGAGACGGUGGUGAUGGACAUGAAGAGGGACGUGAAGAGGGAGGGGAGCGGGGGUGAGGAGGGCGAGGAGGGCGGAGAAGAGGACGACGAAGACGCGUGA